UGGUGAUUCAGGGAAUCUAGACGUGGAAAUAAGUUAUGUGGAAGCUUCUUUUCUCCCUUUAAUAGCUCAUACACUGCUUGAAGUUUUAACGGGCCAAAUCAAUGCAAAAAUUACUGUAACUAACAGGCGCUAGCGUCAAAUAUAUGGACGAAAUAUUUCAUCAUUUUCAAAAAUGUUUGAUGAUACGACCUUUUCAGGCUUUUUUCGUCCAAAACUGAAGGACCAGUCUCCACGAGAUGAGAUGUUGCGUAUACCAGAGGAUGAAUUCGGUUAUCUGCAGUCGCUGAAUCCACACCCCUGGAUGUCAUUUGAUUUCUUUAGAGACAUGGUUUCGCCUGAUAUGGACAGAAACAUUCCAGAUGGGCUUUUGGGACAGAAAAAUAUUCAGGAAUUAGAGAAAAAGGAUAUCAUCAUUGACGAUCAACCGUCUUACGCUCAAUAUAUUGAGGAGCGGAAUCCCUCUAUACAGAGCUGGACUAGUUAUUUCAGCAGCAAAAGAGUCUUUGGAAGUGACGGUAAAAUAAAGGAACUACAGAGAAGAGUGGUGCGUGAACCUGACGGCACGGAAGUACACACAACAAUUGAAAAAUCACCCGAUGGAGAAAAAAAGCAUGUGAUUUAUAAGAGACCAGACGGACAGCACCUUAGUAUUACAAACAGUGAUGUACGUAAAGUAUGGGAACUUAGUGCGUUACGCAGUAAUACCAGGUCUCACGUUGGUGUUGAUAAGUACGUGCAUCAAGCAUACGAAGUUGAUUCAGGCUGAUUUCAUGAUGAGUUUUCAGUGAGUAUGUGUUAAAUAUAACAACCCGUGCAGUCCUCGUUAACGUUCUGUUUGAUCUGCUACAUUUCACACUGUAACUGUAUUUUUUGGCGAAAAAAUCAUAACAAAUGUAUAUACCAUAAUUUAUUGUUUGCUACAGAAAAACAGACAACGACCUCAGGUGCUGCACCUGCUAAGAAAUCUAACUCGGAAAAUGGACCUCCUAAGCUACUUAGAGCAUUACGACGCUGGUAUUACGGAGACUAAACAGAAAAAUGUACCAACUUUUAUUUACUUUUAAAAACCAGAAUAAUAUUCAUUCAGAAAAUAUAUUUACUUAAUUUUAUGACUUCUUUAUCGUUGCAGAGGGGAGUAAUUGAGUAACUUUUCUAUCAAGUCAACGUGAGAAAGAAGCAUGCGUCGACAGCAGUAACGCCUUAAACCCAGAGUAUCCAGAGCAUCUCCUUCAGCAUAUUCAGCUUGUAGUAAGCCUAUGUAGCUCUCCCAUUUGUCACCAACUACCUUUCCGCAUGUGAAACAACGUAUAGGGAUUAUCAUUGUCAGUUAUAUC
Messenger RNA from Heterobilharzia americana, 1334 nucleotides. NCBI's taxonomy places the organism in Eukaryota, Metazoa, Platyhelminthes, Trematoda, Strigeidida, Schistosomatidae. The record is from the annotation of a GenBank genome assembly.